GACGCCCAUCGCACCGAAUCGCGGAAGUAUCAGUCUGCUGCAGCCGGCUUUCCCUCCAUUAGCAAAAAUGCUGCUGUGGGUUCUGCUCAGCUUGCUGGUGCUGUUCAGUACCAUUGACUUCUGGUACUUCGUACGAGGAGCAUGGGCGGUCCUGAAGUACCUGUUUCAGGCCCCGAUCCGAGAUGUGUUGGCCGAGCAGGUCGUCCAAGGCCGGGUGCUGCCCCAUGAUAUCGAUUACAUGGGCCACAUGAACAACUCCCGCUAUCUGAGGGAGUGCGACUUCGCCAGACUCUCCUAUUACACGCGCAACGGGAUGUACAAGGCUUAUCACACGCUCGGCGCCAGGAUGGUGGUCGGGGCCUUGACCAUCCGCUACCGGCGCUCGCUCGAACUCGGAGAGGCGUUCGAGCUGCGCAGCCGCAUCGUGGCCUGGGACGAGAAGUCCUUCUUUAUGGAACAGCGCUUCGUCUCCAAGUCCGACGGCUUCAUCUCGGCCGUCCUCCUGUGCAGGCAGAACAUCACCCGGAGCACGCCCGAGGAGGUUUUGCAGCACAUCUGCAAGAGGAAGGUGGAAUGUCCUGAGAUCACAGAGGACCUUCAGCACUGGAUCAAUUUCAUCUCCGCUAGCAGUCAGGCGCUGAGAGCCGAAUGCGGCUUAGACGAGAAGACCAAGUGACGAUCGGCGGCGGCGUUUUAUUUAUCUAAGCACAUUUUAUUUAUUAUUAAUAUUUAUGUUCAGUCGGUAUGUUAGAGGGGAAAACUGGGGAAAAUCUUGAAAACGAAAUCACAGAGCCAUGCAUGGAGACUAGGGAUGCUAGUACUGUUUAUUUAUCAAAAGAAAAUCAUCAUGUCCAUUUGCUCAUAAAAAUGCUUGAAAACAUCCAAAUAAAAAGACACUAUAGCAUCUUCCUAUUAAAAAUAAAUACUGACAAAACACUGUAUUUUUAAAACAGAGGACGAUUGUGACUCGUCUGAGGACACCAGCAGUAUCAGUGGGCGUGGUCUUUAAAUCAGGCGAAAGGUGCCAGGAAUUCUGCACGCACACUCACUUACACACUCACUACAAGUAUUCGCAAUCGUAGAGAAAACCUGUCGGGCAUUAGAGUUGUGAGUGCUCAAAACUGUGGUGAGUCAAACUGAUAAUGAUGAUGAUGAUGGCAACUUGCGCUAAUUUGUAAUGGCACCCUUGAUAAUUCUGCUCCGUUUAAACACCGUAAUAUGUUUAAUUUUAAACUCAGCAUGAACAGUUUGUAGCCGUUGGGACAUAAACAAAGCAGCUACAGGCAUAAGCAAAGCUAAAUGAAAAACGAACUUGUACUUAGUUUGAACGAAAAAAAAAAAACAAGUAUUUAUACACACUUAGUUCAUUUAAAUAAAUGGAGUGGGAAGUAAUUACAUGUAGUGACUGUUUAGGUGGUCGGAGCUCUAGGUUGCUAAUCGGAGGGUCAGAGGGGUUCGAGCCCCACCACCACAACCAACAGGUCGACACUGUUGGGUCCUUGGUCAAGACAUUUAACCUGACGCCUCAUAAAACCCAGCACAGUCUGGUUAGAUAAUGGGAGGAGGUGUUACAGGACGGGCAUCCAGGAUAAAACUUGUGCAGACUCCGUGAGACGGCCCCUCGGUUAAGAACAAAACCAAAGGAAAAAAAAUUCUCUUUAUAAAUUAUUUGCAAUUUCUGAUACUGUAUUUUACCCUGAACUGACACACAUGUCUUUGACUCAAAAGGGAACAUUUAACCUAGCUGCGUAUGUAUUCUGUACAAUUUUUUUUAAUUAUUAUUAUUUGACCAAGUUCAGUAUAGGAACACGAUUUCAAGCUUGAAAAACGAUAUGAAAAUUGCUGUAUGACUGUAUAACAGACAAGAUUGCGCUGAUAUAAUAGCUGUGUCAGUCUCGUUGUAUUGUUUGUAGAUUUCUUUUAAAAGAUUGGAAUGUCAUUUUUAAUCGAUUAUUUAUUUAUUUAAAUAAUUGCACUAGAGAAUAGUGAUGUACUGUAACGCAGCUUGCUGCUGGCAAGACGUUUGCAUGUUUUCACUUUAAAAACGCACAUUGUUGUUGAUGAAGCGACGAAUGAGACGAUGAACCAAACCUGUGUUUUGAAAAGAAGCUGUUUGAAUAACGAGGUUUGUGAUGGAGUUUAAAUAAAAAAGAAAACGCUUAUUUUA
Messenger RNA from Clarias gariepinus (North African catfish), 2167 nucleotides. Its product is annotated as protein THEM6. Bases 68 to 676 code for a protein of 202 amino acids. The transcript is spliced from 3 exons. The record is from RefSeq and is a predicted model, not a curated record. Lineage: Eukaryota; Metazoa; Chordata; Actinopteri; Siluriformes; Clariidae.